GUAGAUAUGUUUGUGCAAGGAAAAGUGUUCGCUUUUAGUUUGGAUUUGGAAAGGUACUAACGAAGGUGACGCAUUCCUUCGACGCUGUGUCUUAGUUCGAAUGGGCUCAGAAUGAAUAGGAACACUCUGAGAAAGAUGGCUCUGAAAUGAGAGGGCUCGCUCGGUUCAUACACUCACUCAUUUUCUUCAAGAAUGUACCUUGGAGCGUGAGGCAGCCAGUUCGAUUAUUAGCAGGCUUUCUAUUCCUGUUGCUGGAACAAAGCAUGUCCUUCCGUCUCGUGCGCAACGGCCCACAAUUACUUGGUUGUUUUACUAUGUUUCCUCCCAGAUCUUCAGGGAACUGCGGCCGACGUGCACUUAGCAUCUUUCAGUACUUGCUCGUCUUUGCAGUCACACGCGGCUACCGCCUCGGCAACAGUAAGCCAGUCAUCACCGGCGAAGGCCAUGAGUUGGUCUAUCGGGAUCUCAAGCCCACCGAUGUGGGCGUGCUCCUCCUGUUCCACGGCUGUUCGCACCCGGUGGAAGACUGGCAGUUCCUUCCGGAAGAGCAAUCGUUCUUGCGUGAGGCGCAGAUGAAAAAUCUCGGGUACAUUGCCUUCGAGACGCCCAUGGGCAAAGAGGGCGGGUGGUGCUGGCCCCCGAAGCAGGACGAGGAAAAUGUUGACAAGGUGCUCAAAGUGGUGCGGGCGCAGCUGGCGAUCGAACCGGACCACCCCGCGUGGAAGAAGACGUUCUGUCUGGGUGGCAGCUCCGGCGGGAACUUCAUCGGCGUCAUGGGUGUGAAGGCGCCGGACAUCUGCCAGGGCUUCGCCUUCUACGUUUCCCCCGGCGGCAUUUCGACACAGCAGGUGGCCCAAAGCGAAUCGCUGCGGUCGAAGCCAGUGGCCUGGGUGUACAUGGACAAGGACACGCAGUUUGCGUCCGGGCACAAGAUCAGCCAGGUGCAGAACGCUUGGUGCAGUGGUGGAGGAGCAGAAGACGCGAACAAGAACUCAAAAGGUAAGUCGCUCUGCAAGAUGUUCAAUGUGAAGCCGCGGCCCUUGACCAAGGGCGAGCUGAACGCCCACCAUGACAAGUACGAUCUCUACGGCGAUCUCGUGGACAUGGGCUACCUCGACGUGGGCGGCUCCGCGAUCCGCGACCCCCGGUCAGAUCCCGGGUGGCAGGGCCGGUUCUUCAAGAAACCACUGUCGAAGGAACAGGACCAGCACCGCCUGGCAGUCGAGGAACUGAUGAACCGUGCCUGGGCGCAGCACGAAUUUGCGGCAGAUUACGCGGAGGAAGUGUUGGAUCACUUGCUGCAGGCACCUGCGGCGGGGGCAGCGGUGGCGGAAAAACAUGAACAAGGAACGAAGUCCGAGUUUUGAAAAACAGAAAGGAACAAAUCAGAAUCGCAGCAGGAAUCAAUUGCAUUUUCGAAGAAAAAGAAAUAUUUUGCUCUUGCGGAACAGAUGAACAAUGCAACUAUCAUUUCACUAGCGGCAGCGCGAAGGAGCGUUGGUUUCUACUCGAAGUAGC
Molecule: messenger RNA, 1518 nt
Organism: Amoebophrya sp. A120
Lineage: Eukaryota; Dinophyceae; Syndiniales; Amoebophryaceae
Source: the annotation of a GenBank genome assembly